GGAAAUCUUAAAUUCAGGACGUUUUCUGAUCCUCGCAGCAUUUAACUCAUUAAAGAUGAGGCGUGACAGGGACCGCAACCGGAAUCGAGAUCAGGAUCGAGACCGUGAUAGGAACCAGACCCCCCUCAACCCAGCAGCAGCCAACUUCCUCAAGCAACCCCCCGUUCAUCAGCAGAUGAAUCCUCUCACCAGCCUGCCCCACACGUCACGCUACCAUGAGAUCCUGAAGAAACGAUUGCAGCUGCCGGUCUGGGAGUACAGGGAGAACUUCACUCACAUCCUGACACAGAACCAGUGUUUUGUACUGGUGGGAGAGACAGGCUCAGGAAAAACCACGCAGAUCCCUCAGUGGUGUGUAGAGAUGAUGCGUUCAGUGUCAGGACCAAAGAGGGCGGUGGCCUGCACCCAGCCCAGGAGGGUGGCAGCGAUGAGUGUGGCCCAUAGGGUGGCAGAUGAGAUGGACGUCACUCUGGGUCAAGAGGUGGGAUAUUCCAUCCGGUUUGAGGACUGCAGCUCCGCCAAGACUGUGCUCAAGUACAUGACAGAUGGAAUGCUGCUGCGGGAGGCCAUGAAUGACCCCUUGCUGGAGCGGUACGGCGUCAUCAUUUUAGACGAGGCCCACGAGCGCACCUUAGCUACAGACAUCCUCAUGGGGGUCCUCAAGGAAGUCGUCCGCCAGAGAAGAGACCUUAAGGUCAUCGUCAUGAGCGCGACGCUCGACGCCGGCAAGUUCCAAGUGUAUUUCGAUAAGUGCCCCCUGUUAACCAUCCCCGGGCGCACGCACCCCGUGGAGAUCUUCUACACACCGGAGCCGGAGCGAGACUACCUGGAGGCAGCCAUCCGCACCGUCCUCCAGAUCCACAUGUGUGAGGAAGGCAUGGGGGACGUUCUGCUCUUCCUCACAGGACAAGAGGAAAUUGAUGAAGCCUGCAAGCGCAUCAAGCGGGAGGUCGACGAGCUGGGGCCCCAAGUCGGUGAUAUGAAGAUCAUCCCGCUCUACUCCACGCUGCCUCCUCAGCAGCAGCAGAGGAUCUUCGAGCCGCCCCCACCCAAUAAACCGAACGGCGCCUUCGGAAGGAAGGUCGUGGUGUCAACAAACAUCGCCGAGACGUCCCUGACCAUCGACGGCGUGGUGUUUGUAAUUGAUCCCGGAUUUGCCAAGCAAAAGGUGUAUAAUCCACGCAUCAGAGUGGAAUCCCUUUUAGUCACAGCCAUCAGCAAAGCCUCCGCUCAGCAGAGAGCAGGCCGAGCUGGGCGUACACGCCCUGGGAAGUGUUUCCGUCUAUACACAGAAAAAGCUUACAAGACAGAAAUGCAGGACAACACAUACCCAGAGAUCCUGAGGUCCAAUCUCGGCUCCGUCGUGCUGCAGCUGAAGAAACUGGGCAUCGAUGACCUGGUGCACUUUGACUUCAUGGACCCACCAGCCCCAGAGACCCUGAUGCGAGCCCUCGAGCUGUUGAACUACCUGGCAGCGCUGAACGACGAUGGUGACCUCACCGAGCUGGGCUCCAUGAUGGCAGAGUUCCCCCUGGACCCCCAGCUCGCCAAGAUGGUCAUCGCCAGCUGCGAUUUCAACUGUUCCAACGAGGUCCUCUCCAUCACUGCCAUGUUGUCAGUCCCGCAGUGCUUUGUCCGACCCACGGAGGCCAAGAAGAUGGCCGACGAGGCCAAGAUGCGCUUCUCCCACAUCGAUGGAGACCACCUGACGCUGCUCAACGUUUAUCACGCCUUUAAACAAAACCACGAUUCCACUCAGUGGUGCUACGAUAACUUUGUCAACUACCGCUCGCUGAUGUCUGCGGACAACGUUCGGCAGCAGCUGUCGAGGAUCAUGGACCGGUUCAACUUGCCGAGGAGGAGCACGGACUUCUGCAGCCGAGACUAUUACCUCAGCAUCCGCCGAGCGCUGGUCACCGGCUUUUUCAUGCAGGUAGCUCACCUGGAGCGCACAGGGCAUUACCUGACAGUGAAGGACAACCAAGUGGUCCAGCUGCACCCCUCCACUGUGCUGGACCACAAACCUGAGUGGGUGCUCUACAACGAGUUUGUGCUCACCACCAAGAACUACAUCAGAACGUGCACCGACGUCAAACCGGAGUGGCUGGCGAAAAUUGCCCCGCAGUACUACGAGAUGAGCAACUUCCCCCAGUGCGAGGCCAAGAGACAGUUGGAGCGUAUUAUUGCAAAACUCUCGUCCAAGGAAUACACGCAGUACUGACACGGUCUGC
Messenger RNA from Nematolebias whitei (Rio pearlfish), 2231 nucleotides. It is a transcript of the gene dhx15, whose product is annotated as DEAH (Asp-Glu-Ala-His) box helicase 15. The record is from RefSeq and is a predicted model, not a curated record. Gene Ontology annotation, cellular component: intracellular anatomical structure; spliceosomal complex. Bases 56 to 2221 code for a protein of 721 amino acids. Gene Ontology annotation, molecular function: ATP binding; RNA binding; RNA helicase activity. NCBI's taxonomy places the organism in Eukaryota, Metazoa, Chordata, Actinopteri, Cyprinodontiformes, Rivulidae. The transcript has 14 exons.